AUGCAAAUCUUCGUCAAGACCUUAACUGGUAAAACAAUAACCUUGGAGGUGGAAUCCUCGGAUACUAUUGACAAUGUUAAAUCCAAAAUUCAAGAUAAGGAAGGAAUCCCUCCUGACCAGCAGAGAUUAAUUUUUGCUGGUAAGCAAUUAGAAGAUGGUAGAACUUUGUCAGACUAUAACAUCCAAAAGGAGUCGACAUUGCAUUUGGUUUUGCGGUUAAGAGGUGGUAUGCAGAUUUUUGUGAAGACCUUGACUGGUAAGACUAUUACUUUAGAGGUUGAGUCUUCCGACACUAUUGACAAUGUUAAGUCGAAAAUCCAGGACAAGGAAGGUAUUCCUCCUGACCAGCAGAGAUUAAUUUUUGCUGGUAAGCAAUUAGAAGACGGUAGAACUUUGUCAGACUAUAACAUUCAGAAGGAGUCGACAUUGCAUUUGGUUUUGAGAUUGAGAGGUGGUAUGCAGAUUUUUGUGAAGACCUUGACUGGUAAGACUAUUACUUUAGAGGUUGAGUCUUCCGACACUAUUGACAAUGUUAAGUCGAAAAUCCAGGACAAGGAGGGUAUUCCUCCUGAUCAGCAAAGGUUGAUUUUUGCCGGUAAGCAAUUAGAAGAUGGUAGAACUUUGUCAGACUAUAACAUUCAAAAGGAGUCGACUUUGCAUUUGGUUUUGCGGCUAAGAGGCGGUCAACUAGGAUCGGUAUGCUGA
This is a messenger RNA of Eremothecium sinecaudum, 705 nucleotides long. It is a transcript of the gene UBI4, whose product is annotated as ubiquitin. Gene Ontology annotation, biological process: protein ubiquitination; modification-dependent protein catabolic process. The record is from RefSeq and is a predicted model, not a curated record. The transcript has a single exon. The coding region runs from base 1 to 705 and encodes 234 amino acids. NCBI's taxonomy places the organism in Eukaryota, Fungi, Ascomycota, Saccharomycetes, Saccharomycetales, Saccharomycetaceae. Gene Ontology annotation, molecular function: ubiquitin protein ligase binding; protein tag activity. Gene Ontology annotation, cellular component: cytoplasm; nucleus.